This is a messenger RNA of Trachemys scripta elegans, 3079 nucleotides long. RefSeq names its product guanylyl cyclase domain containing 1 (gene GUCD1). The record is from RefSeq and is a predicted model, not a curated record. The coding region runs from base 157 to 876 and encodes 239 amino acids. NCBI's taxonomy places the organism in Eukaryota, Metazoa, Chordata, Testudines, Emydidae. The transcript is spliced from 6 exons.
GCCCCGCCCCGCCCCGCCUCUGCCAGGCAGCAGCGCCGGGGCCGGCAGGAGCAGCGCCGCUCCGAGACAUGAGGGGGGCCCGGCCCCGCCAAGCCCCGCAGCCCGGUCCGGGCCCGGCGGCCGCCCACUGAGCGGCCUGGCCCCCUCUUCGCCGUCAUGAAAAGCCCCAAGGAGGCCGCGGACUCGGAGCCGUCCUCAGCUGACUAUGUCCAGUUGCAAGUGCCAGUUAUUCAACAGUUGUACCAUUGGGACUGUGGGCUAGCCUGCUCCAGGAUGGCACUGCAGUACCUGAAUCGUUUGAAUGAUGAAGAAUUUCAGAAAGCCAUCCGGGAACUCCGGUUAACAAAGAGUAUCUGGACCAUUGACUUGGCCUACCUAAUGCGGCACUUUGGUGUUAAGCAUAGGUUCUGCACACAGACACUUGGAGUGGACAAGGGCUAUAAAAAUCAGUCGUUCUACAGGAAACACUUUGACACGGAAGAGUACAGAGUGAACCAGCUGUUCGCCCAGGCCAAAGCCAGCAAGGUGCUGGUGGAGAAGUGCACAGUGACUGUCCAGGACAUUCAGGAGCACCUGUCCCAAGGUCAUGUAGCCAUUGUCCUGGUGAAUGCAGUCUUGUUGCUGUGUGAACUUUGCUCAAGUCCCGUCAAAUAUUGCUGUUUCCUCCCUAUUGGCCAGAAGUGCUUCUGCAGGAAUCCUGACUACCAGGGUCAUUUCAUUGUGUUGUGUGGCUACAACAAAGCCUCAGGGAGUGUCUACUACAACAACCCUGCCUAUGCUGACCGAACAUGCAGCACCAGCAUCAGUAACUUUGAGGAAGCCAGGACGAGUUACGGCACAGAUGAGGAUAUCCUGUUUAUCUACACGGACAGCUGACAUCCAAGCUUGCUGCUUUGUCAUUUCUGGCGCAGUCUGCCCAGCACCUGCAUGGCAGCUGGCUGCUUGUCUCAGGACUCUUACUGCAGAGACUUAGCUCCUGAUUUGCAGUGGGAUCUUAAACAAGGGAUGCUUUAUAGACAUUCAGACAUUUAUAUUGCAGUGUUGUCUUCAUCUUUUUAUUCCCAAUGAUGAAAUAUCUGAUGUUGCAAUAUCUAACACACACACACACGCACAUUUUAAUUUUAACGUUGCACAUUUGAGAGCAGUUUCAAAAUGCAAUCCCCUCAGAGUCCGACUCUUACAGUUGGCUGUGAGCUUGUUUCUGAAUUAAAGACUUGAAAUAAAACACACCAAGUACACGACUUUAGUCUACACGUGGGAAUUUGUGCACAGGUUCAGCUACAUGAAGCAAGAAAAGAAAGAGGAAAUACACGUUGGUUUGCCUUCAAAACUGCCAGAGCUGAUCUUCACUCUAGAUUUAGUUAUUUAAUGGUCAGAAGGGUGUAGAUAGGAUAAAUGAUUAACCUGGCCCAUGAUUAUUUUUUUUCAAGGAAGAAAAUGACUUGUCAGCUGUUGACAUACUGUGGCAGAUUCUAUCAGCAUUGCCUGCAUAAUGGGAAUGAAAUACCACUUACAAAGCAAGCUUCUUGUGUAAACCCAGCUUGACUGCUCUCACCACCUGUACCUGGGAAUUGAGUUUGCAGUUUGAUCUUAUUGUCAGUGGAGGACCAGUCUUCCUGCUAAGGGCUAUAGGCUACUCCUUCCAAGUAGUAAGCACCUACUGUCAUUUUGCCUACCGAGUUAUCUUGCAUGAGUUAAAACGUUUCUAGGAAUGGUUUGACCAAAGUUCUGUGUUGCCCCAAAAGGCUGACUGGUGACAUUUUAUUUGGGCCUAAGAAAUUUUAAGUCUGUGUGCAAAGGGUUGGAAACAUCCCCCCCCACACACACACACACUCUCUCUCUCUCUCUCUGCAGUAUCCAGGGAUCAAGUCUAGGUACAGUUUUUAAACUGUUGAUUAAGUAAAUGCAUUAAGUAGUCACCCAAGCACUGAGGGUUUAUGCCUUGUGUGCAGAGGGUUAUUUUAAAUGUCUGGCAGGAGAGAGAACAGAUUUUGCGCGAAGCCUGUAUUGUAAUUUGAGGUUCAGCAUUUGUUGUUGAGAUUUAUUGAGGGAUUUCCCAGGAACAGAUACUGCCAGGAGCCUGGCUCAGAACUCUGCUUCAAAUUGAGAAGGCAGGGAGAACAAACUUCUCUUGGCUGAAGUCCAAAGAUGUUAUAGCAGGAGCCCAGACUUUCUACCUCUUCUCACUCUACAGCUGUGUUCUGGAAUAAGCAGCAGGGUCCUCACUGCAGUCUGAUGCUUUAAGCUAAACUGUAAGAUUGCAGCAGGCUGUGUGUAGCCCCUUUAACAUAUUAUCUGGGAUCACCUGCCUGGCAGAGAAGCACUGAAAUGUAGGAAAUAAUUCAGCUUUGACCUUACACUUCCUACAAAUUUUGACUCCCAGUCUCAUCGUGUCUUGAAAUUUAGCUUUAUGACUUUAACUACAAUAGAAAUGUGCUUGGUUUUAUACUUAGCCUUUUCAGCUGAGGAUUCAGAUAAUGUACAAUUGACUUAAAGUCACGCUGGCAAAUCCUUUGGGCCCAAAAUCUGGUCUACUCUAAAAUUAUAACUGGUUUGAACUCACCUCCAAAUUCCAAAAUGAUUUUAAAAACAAAAGAAAAAACGUUGCUAUGGAUGUAAGCACUAUAACAUGAUAUGUUUUGUACCUAGACAACCAGCUGAGGAGACGCAUCUUAAACCCAUUGCCUAAAGCUGUAAUCCCUGAUGGUGCAGGUAGUAAAUAAAAAGCACCCUUUCUGGUGAAAACAGAGUACAGGGAGUCAGUGUUUAGCAACACGCUAAAGGAUAAAAGUUGUAAGGAAAAACAUUUUCUAAUCUAGGUGGCUUGCAAACACUGGAGAGUACCAAAAAGUACUUGAUGGGGUAUGUUCAAUAUAAUCUAGAGUGCUCCUGUCUUCAGUGCCUGAGAUACAGCAGCAGGUGAGUAGAAAUGCCGUUCCUUUGCAAAAUCUGAAAAACGAGUUUGAUGGAAAUGUGUUUUCAAUCAGAACUCAUUUACAGCAGGUGUGGCUGGAAUGCACUUGGGCACCUGCUGCAUGUGAAGAUGACUGGGAAUUAGGGUACAAGUUAGUGGCAGACA